AUGGCCGCGGCCACGGCGGGAGGAGCCCCGGGUCCGACCCCCGGCCCCGCCAGGCCCGCGCCGGCCGGCCGGAACCUGCCGGCCAUGCCUCGGAGGCGUGGGGACUCCCGGAGCCGCCAGGCCUCCCCCUUCUUUCUCAACAACAUCUCCCUGGACGGACGGCCCCCGAGCCUGGGUCCCGGAGGCGAGAAGCCACCGCCGCCGCCCGCUCCACCCGGAGGCCUCCUGGGGCUGCCAGUCAGGCCCGCGUCCCAGGGCCUGCUCAGCCCCACGACGGCGCCUGCUGGUCUCGGCCUGGACCGGCAGCCCCAAAGAACCAAGCAUGCGUCUGGAUCACCAAGACACAAAAGCCUGAAGACACAAACCCACUUCGUCAAGAACAUGAGGCAGUACGAUACAAAGAACAGCGGGAUUGUGCUCAUCUGUGCCAAGCCGUCCCUGUGUGCGGCCUUCUCAGUCCUGCCCUAUGGAGAGGGCCUGCGGACCAGUGACCUGAGGGUGGACAGCCAGAAGCAGAGGCACCCAUCCGGCGGCGUUUCUGUUUCUUCUGAGAUGGUCUUUGAAUUGGAAGGCGUUGAGCUGGGAGCAGAUGGAAAGGUCGUGUCUUAUGCAAAGUUCCUGUACCCUACUAACGCCCUGGUUAUACACAAGAAUGACAGUCAUGGCUUGCUGCCCCAGCCUCGGCCCAGCAUCCCCCGGGCUCCACCAGGUUCAAGACACAAACCUGUGCCUGCCAAGUCAACACCAGCUGGCACAGAACUAGGAAGCGACGGGGGAGAUGCAGUAGAAUACAACCCCAACCUCCUGGAUGACCCACAGUGGCCAUGUGGGAAGCACAAACGUGUAUUCAUCUUUGCUUCAUAUAUGGCCACUGUCAUAGAGUAUGUGAAGCCUGCGGACCUCAAGAAGGACAUGAAUGAGACCUUCAGGGAGACGUUCCCUCAUAUCAAACUGACCUUGAGCAAAAUUAGGAGUUUAAAACGGGAGAUGCAGAAUCUUUCUGAAGAAUGCAGCUUGGAGCCUGUGACCGUGUCCAUGGCCUAUGUGUACUUUGAGAAGCUCGUACUGCAGGGCAAGCUCAACAAACAGAACUGCAAAGUGUGUGCUGGCGCCUGUGUUCUGUUAGCUGCCAAGAUCAGCAGUGACCUCCGCAAGAGUGAAGUGAAGCAGCUCAUUGACAAGCUGGAGGAAAGGUUCCGGUUCAACAGGAAAGAUCUCAUUGGAUUUGAGUUCACAGUGCUUGUGGCUUUGGAACUGGCCCUGUACCUUCCCGAGAACCAAGUGUUACCUCACUACAGACGCCUCACCCAGCAGUUCUAGUCCAACAGUGCACCCCACAGGGAGGCUGCUUUGGCUAGAGCACUGACA
Messenger RNA from Grammomys surdaster, 1368 nucleotides. RefSeq names its product CDK5 and ABL1 enzyme substrate 2-like. The coding region runs from base 1 to 1320 and encodes 439 amino acids. The transcript has a single exon. NCBI's taxonomy places the organism in Eukaryota, Metazoa, Chordata, Mammalia, Rodentia, Muridae. Gene Ontology annotation, biological process: regulation of cell cycle. The record is from RefSeq and is a predicted model, not a curated record.